AUGAGCAAGUCUAACCACAAAAACAAGAGCAAACCCACAAGCAAGGGACCUCCAUGUUUCUCUGAGUUUGGUCAGAAAGCUAAAGACUUGCUUACCAGUGGAUAUUCCAGGAGCCAGAAAUUUAGCUUCACAACCCACAGUGAUGGUGGAGUGAAAAUUACUUCAACCGCGGCAAAGAAGGGAGGUUGCUCAACUGCAGCUGUGGCAGGAGCAUACACAUACAAGAAUGCAAAUUUUGACUGUCGAAUCGAUACGGAUUCAAAAAUUACUGGAACCCUCAUUUUAAAUGAGAAGUUUCUGUCAAGCACGAAUACUAGCGCUUCGUUCAGCUUGCCUGAUUACCAAUCAAGCAAGCUCCGGGUUCGAGUACGCCAAGAAUAUGCUGCUCUGUCCACAUCUGUGGCUUUGAACAAGUCCCCUGCAAUAACAUUUUCAGCAGCUGUAGGGAGUUCAAGCAUUGCCCUUGGUAUGGAGACACAGUACAAAACUGCUUCUAGCUCUUUCUCCAAGUGCAGUGCAGGCAUUUACAUGAAGAGUCUCAAUUCUGAUGCUUCAAUAAUUCUGGCAAACAAAGGUGACUUGCUAACAGCAUCAUGUGUUCUUUAUCUCAAUAAACAAAAGAAGCAUGCAGCAGUGGUAGAGUUCACUCAAAAGCUGUCAACAAAGAGAAACACCUUGACAGUUGGAGGAUCUUAUGCUGUUGAUCAUCAAACAGUAGUGAAAGCUAGACUUGACGAUCACGGAGAGUUUAAGACUGUUCUACAGUACAAUGUUAGACCCAAGUCAUGCCUGGCUAUCUCUGGUGAAUUCAACACCAGGGCAAUUGACAAGAUUCCUAAAAUUGGGUUGGCACUUUCUCUUGUACUUUAA
Messenger RNA from Prunus armeniaca (apricot), 870 nucleotides. NCBI's taxonomy places the organism in Eukaryota, Viridiplantae, Streptophyta, Magnoliopsida, Rosales, Rosaceae. The record is from the annotation of a GenBank genome assembly.